Rhinopithecus roxellana (golden snub-nosed monkey) is the source of this 2868-nucleotide messenger RNA. It is a transcript of the gene OXSM, whose product is annotated as 3-oxoacyl-ACP synthase, mitochondrial. Bases 1446 to 2828 code for a protein of 460 amino acids. The record is from RefSeq and is a predicted model, not a curated record. Lineage: Eukaryota; Metazoa; Chordata; Mammalia; Primates; Cercopithecidae. The transcript has 3 exons. Gene Ontology annotation, molecular function: 3-oxoacyl-[acyl-carrier-protein] synthase activity. Gene Ontology annotation, biological process: fatty acid biosynthetic process.
AGUUCACCCGCAGCACCCUGACUGCAGGUGCCAAGUCACAACUGCAAAGAAACUUCCUCUUCUCGAGCGGGGGUGGGACUUGGCCGGGUCCCGAGGCCCCUGGCUGACGGGCUCGGACGUUAGGAGCAGAACCAGCUCCAGGUCCCGGUCUGUCCGGGCGUCGCUGCCCUCCGAAGCUCAGGCCGGACGCCCCCAGUCCCUGGCCGAGCAAGGCGCCGCGGCCCACCCACCCCGGUACCCGCCGUUCGACCCCGUUGCCCUGCACCUGAGGAUGUUGUCAGCAUAGGUCCUUGAUUAUCGGCGAGUCACUGAGGUUCCGAGAGAGGUGUCUCUGCUAAGGCAAACAGCGACCCAGCCACCUCCCAAGGUCUGACCUCCGCCAAGGUGACGCGGCGUAAAGUCAACCGGCGGAAGGGGAGUCGGACGAGACGCGUGCGUGGGAGCGCGCAUGAGCGUACGUGGGAGCGCGCAUGAGCGUACGUGGGAGCGCGCAUGAGCGUACGUGCGCGUGCGCGUGCGCUCGAGCGCGUCAUCGCCUAGGACGGUGGCGAGUGUGUCUGGAGCUGUAAACGUGUUACAGGUAUCGCUCGCUACCCUCCUCCUUCGCCCCUCCUUUCCUCCUUUACAGUGAAAUCCAGUCAGGGUUGAAUUUCGAGAGGGGAGUCCGAGGACUUAGGGCCUGAUUUCUUUUUCUGUCGCCAUGCUGCUUCAGGUGUGUACAUGUGUGGUGGUGACUGAGGCAGUACAGGGAGUGACUACACCCUAUUACUCCCGCUCCUGGCCUUUGUGGUACCCUUGAAGUGAUCCACCAGUCCUAACCCCUCCUUCCACAGAUGAUUCAAUUGGAGAAGUUUAGAGGAGUGGAAAGACUCGCCCCCUUCCCCCAGUCUUGGUCACAGAGUCUGUUUCCAACCCACAUAUCCAGACGCUCAGUCUAGGGCUCUUGGCCCUGGGUGGCGUUUUGAAAAGGCUCGUUGUCCUUAAUUAUUGAAGAUUGAUAAAGCCCACUUACUUACUUAAGAGAAUAUGCCCUGAAAUGUGUUUUCUGUGCCACUGACACCAGAAAUGCUAUUUAGAAGAAGUUAUCAGUAAUCCUGACAAAGGAUGCUUCCUGCAACUCAUAUCAGGCUGGAGGUGCCUUUAUAUUUUUCACUGAAUUACUGUUUUGGUGAAUCGAAUGAAUCAUCAAUUCAUUUAUUUGUCUUCAAAUGUCUGAGGGCACUUACAGUCUAGAAAAGGAGAUAAGUUUAAACAGGUAGUUUGAUGUUAAGGUAUAAAUUGAAAUUAUGUACCAUUUUCCCUGUGUUCAUUAGCAGCUCAUAUCAAGCACCCAAAGGAACACCUUGGAUGUUUUUCCUUAGGCCCUUAAGCUAUUUAAAAGAAUACCUCCUAGAUGUGUUGUGGUCUUUCACAGGAAAGUGUUUCUGAUCAUCUGAAUCUCAAUCAUGUCCAAUUGCCUGCAAAAUUUCCUCAAAAUUACAAGCACUCGUCUUCUGUGUUCAAGAUUAUGCCAACAGUUAACAAGAAGUAAAAGGAAGUUUUUCGGAACUGAGCCAAUAUCCAGAUUGCAUAGGCGAGUUGUCAUUACCGGCAUUGGCUUAGUGACUCCUCUUGGUGUUGGAACUCACUUGGUUUGGGAUCGUCUUAUCGCAGGAGAGAGUGGAAUUGUUUCACUGGUUGGUGAAGAGUAUAAGAGUAUCCCUUGCAGUGUUGCUGCUUAUGUGCCAAGAGGUAGUGAUGAAGGUCAGUUCAAUGAACAAAACUUUGUGUCCAAAUCAGAUAUCAAGUCCAUGUCUUCUGCCACCAUCAUGGCCAUUGGGGCUGCAGAAUUAGCCAUGAAGGAUUCUGGCUGGCAUCCUCAGUCAGAAGCUGAUCAAGUGGCUACUGGUGUUGCAAUUGGCAUGGGAAUGAUUCCUCUUGAAGUGGUUUCUGAAACUUUUUUGAAUUUUCAGACAAAAGGUUACAAUAGAGUUAGCCCAUUUUUUGUCCCUAAGAUUCUGAUCAAUAUGGCAGCAGGCCAGGUCAGCAUUCGAUAUAAACUCAAGGGCCCAAAUCAUGCGGUAUCCACAGCCUGUACCACAGGAGCUCAUGCUGUGGGAGACUCUUUUAGAUUUAUAGCCCAUGGUGAUGCUGAUGUGAUGGUGGCUGGAGGUACAGAUUCUUGUAUUAGCCCUUUAUCUCUUGCUGGGUUUUCCAGAGCCCGGGCUCUGAGCACAAACUCAGAUCCCAAGUUGGCCUGUCGACCAUUUCAUCCAAAGAGAGAUGGUUUUGUAAUGGGAGAAGGUGCAGCUGUGCUGGUGCUGGAAGAAUAUGAACAUGCUGUUCAAAGAAGAGCCCGGAUCUAUGCAGAAGUUUUGGGCUAUGGACUCUCAGGUGAUGCUGGUCACAUAACUGCCCCUGAUCCUGAAGGAGAAGGUGCCUUAAGGUGUAUGGCUGCUGCUUUAAAAGAUGCAGGUGUACAGCCUGAAGAGAUAUCCUAUAUAAAUGCACAUGCUACUUCCACACCAUUGGGAGAUGCUGCUGAAAACAAAGCAAUCAAACAUCUCUUCAAAGACCAUGCAUAUGCCCUUGCAGUUUCCUCAACUAAGGGAGCAACAGGACAUCUGCUGGGAGCUGCAGGGGCGGCCGAGGCAGCUUUUACCACAUUAGCUUGUUAUUAUCAAAAACUACCACCUACUUUAAACCUGGAUUGUACAGAACCAGAAUUUGAUCUCAACUAUGUUCCACUAAAGGCACAGGAAUGGAAAACUGAGAAAAGAUUUAUUGGCCUCACCAAUUCUUUUGGUUUUGGUGGUACUAAUGCAACACUUUGUAUUGCUGGAAUGUAGAAUGAAUCAUUUGUAAUUAAAUACUGAUUUUUAAAUGUUA